This is a messenger RNA of Musca domestica (house fly), 1106 nucleotides long. RefSeq names its product retinaldehyde-binding protein 1-like. Bases 83 to 982 code for a protein of 299 amino acids. Gene Ontology annotation, cellular component: membrane. Gene Ontology annotation, molecular function: phosphatidylinositol bisphosphate binding. The transcript is spliced from 5 exons. The record is from RefSeq and is a predicted model, not a curated record. Lineage: Eukaryota; Metazoa; Arthropoda; Insecta; Diptera; Muscidae.
ACAACCGCAACUGGUAUGUCAUUCGACAAUCAUUCCAACAGCAGCUAUCAAUUGUAACGUUACCUAAUUCUCCCAGCCCAAAAUGUGGACUUUUUUCAAUUUGGAUGAGCAAUAUCGUCGUUUUCCAACAAUAAAUCGGAAUGAAGUUCGAAAAAUUUUGGAAUGGAUUAACGCACAACCCCAUCUUCCCCAGCUAAGCGAACAGGAGGUGCUGCUCUUCUAUCAGGCCUGUAAACAUCAGGUGGAAUACACCAAACAAGUCAUCGAUGAUUCGUUUACAUUUCGUACCCACAAUGAGGAUUUCUUUGGCAAUGUCGACACCGAUUCGCCGCAAAUGUUGCAGGCCAUGGAAACGGUAGCCGGUUUUCCCCUGGAGAAACGUUCACCGGAGGGAUGUGUUGUCAUUUUGGGUAAACUUAUUAACACCGACUCAUCGAAGUUUGACUUUGUUGGGGCGCUGAAACUGUAUUGCUUGGCUCAAGACAUGUGGCUUUUGGAGAAUGGUCUCACCAACGGAAUUACUUUUGUCUUUGAUUUAACCGGUUAUACUUUUGGACAUUUGACACGCAUUGGCAUUGGCCCGCUGAAAAGUUUGCUGUAUUUUUUACAGGAAGCAAUACCGGUGCGUCUGUUCAGUGUUCAUAUCGUCAAUGCUGGAUCGGUUAUAGAAACAUUAAUGGCGAUGUUAAAUCCCUUGCUAAAACCAGAAAAUAAGGAGGCUUUCAAAGUACACACCUCAGUGGAAGAUCUUUACAGAUAUAUACCGCAAGAUAUGUUGCCACAGGAACUGGGUGGACCAUUGCCGCACUCAAAGGAAUUGAGGGAAAUAUUCUACAAACAAUUGCGAGCCAACCGCCAACAAAUCAUUGAAUACAACCACAGUCGCCAAGUCAAGGAAGAACUACGACCGGCCAAAUCGAAAAGCAAAGCUUCAAAUCUCUUUGGCACCGAAGGACAUUUCAAGAAACUGGAUUUCGAUUGAAGAUGAGGCUAUGGGAUUUGCUGCUUCAAAAUAGGGGCAGGAUGGGAAGCUCUGCUUUCGUUUGUGAUUGUUUAUCAGAUGAAUAAAUUAAAAAAAAAAUAAAUAUAAUUAAUAAAAAAAUUAA